AUGGCUUCUGUGAAAGAUUCGUCGACAAACCAAUUGAGUCUGUCAUCUACAUUCAUCACCAAGAUUUGACCUGAUAUCCUUCCAUUAUUACGUUCCGUCGUGAAUUCCCUAUAAAUUCGCGCCUUGUUCUGCAAUUUAAAACCAUUAUAAAAAUUUCUCUUCGCAGACCAUGGAGCCGUGUCGAAGAUUCACAACAUCCCAUGUUAUUCGGACAAUCCCAGCAAUUCUUAUAUUGGGAAUACUGAGUUUACGAGUCGCGGAAUGUAGAGUUAAGGUUUCGUCCACCUUGCAUUACUCGGCAAUAAAUUGUCGAAAGCACAGCGCGGUUUUGACGGAAUUUGGAGCGGUCGGCGAUGGAAAAACAUCAAACACCAAGGCUUUCAAGGCCGCAAUUGAUAGCCUCAGCAAGUAUGCAUCAGAUGGUGGGUCGCAGCUGAUUGUACCUCCCGGAAAAUGGUUAACUGGGAGCUUUAAUCUCACCAGCCACUUCACUCUUUUUCUCCAGAAGGAUGCUGUCAUUCUUGCAUCUCAGGAUAUGGAGUCAGAAUGGCCUCUUCUUCCUGUAUUACCUUCUUACGGGAGGGGAAGGGAUGCAGCUGAUGGACGGUUCAGCAGUCUCAUAUUUGGUACAAAUCUCACCGACGUCGUAAUCACCGGUAACAAUGGCACGAUUGAUGGGCAAGGUGCAUUUUGGUGGGAAAAGUUUCGCAAUGAUGAGUUGAAAGUGACCCGGCCAUACAUGAUCGAGCUUAUGUACUCUAAUCAAAUCCAGAUAUCUAAUCUUACACUAAUCAACUCUCCUUCGUGGUUUGUCCAUCCGGUGUACAGCAGUAAUGUAUUAAUCCAAGGGCUGACAAUCCUUGCGCCAGUUGACUCUCCUAACACUGAUGGAAUAGACCCAGAUUCGUGCACAAACACUCGUAUUGAGGAUUGCUUCAUAGUCUCAGGGGAUGAUUGCAUUGCUGUGAAAAGUGGUUGGGAUGAAUAUGGAAUCAAAUUUGGAAUGCCCACAAAGCACCUAAUCAUCAGAAGGCUUACAUGCAUUUCCCCUGACAGUGCUACCGUUGCUCUAGGCAGUGAAAUGUCUGGUGGAAUUCAAGACGUUAGAGCUGAAGACAUCACAGCCAUUGAUACGGAAUCAGGUGUCAGGAUCAAGACUGCCAUCGGAAGAGGAGCUUUUGUGAAAGACAUAUAUGCUAGAAGAAUGACCUUCAAGACAAUGAAGUAUGUUUUUUGGAUGACAGGCGCUUAUAGUCAACACCCUGACGGUGGAUUCGAUCCAAAUGCCAUUCCACAUAUUCAAGGAAUUAAUUAUAGAGACGUGGUGGCAGAGAAUGUUACUUAUGCAGCAAGACUUGAUGGAAUCGCGAAUGAUCCUUUUACAGGAAUAUGCAUUUCUAAUGCAACUAUUACAUUGACUGUGAAGCCAAAGAAAUUGCAAUGGAACUGUACUAAUAUUGUGGGAGUGACAGGCAAUGUGACUCCUCAGCCAUGUAGUUUGUUGUCUGAGAAAGAAGGUGUUGAUUGUCCCUUCCCCGAGGAUCGGCUGCCCAUCGAUGAUAUUCAGUUGAAGACUUGUUUUGCUACCACUCAUACCCUCUUGUGAGAUCGCAAUUAACCAUGUAUUUGGAAAAAUUUAUGUUUGAAAUAUGUUUUUUUUUUUUUGAUAAAAUUGGACAAAAUGAAGGGAGUUUUCUCAACCUCUGUUAUUCUUUUUGCUAUAUAUCUUCCUUUCUGUUACAA
Corylus avellana is the source of this 1743-nucleotide messenger RNA. RefSeq names its product putative polygalacturonase. Lineage: Eukaryota; Viridiplantae; Streptophyta; Magnoliopsida; Fagales; Betulaceae. The record is from RefSeq and is a predicted model, not a curated record. Gene Ontology annotation, biological process: carbohydrate metabolic process. Gene Ontology annotation, molecular function: polygalacturonase activity.